This is a messenger RNA of Dovyalis caffra, 153 nucleotides long. Lineage: Eukaryota; Viridiplantae; Streptophyta; Magnoliopsida; Malpighiales; Salicaceae. The record is from the annotation of a GenBank genome assembly.
AUGGAGAACCCUAAAAGCCUUACCAAAGUUAGUCCAAAAAUGGCCACUCUAAGUCGCAGAUCAAGUUUGAUUGUUUGGAAAAGCAGGUACGAUCCCGCUUUGUUUUACACCUCAAGUGUAAGCGCCAAGGCCCCUUCUUCACAAAUGGAGUAA